Perkinsus marinus ATCC 50983 is the source of this 1168-nucleotide messenger RNA. RefSeq names its product preprocathepsin c precursor, putative. Gene Ontology annotation, molecular function: cysteine-type endopeptidase activity. The transcript is spliced from 2 exons. Gene Ontology annotation, cellular component: lysosome. The coding region runs from base 18 to 995 and encodes 325 amino acids. Lineage: Eukaryota; Perkinsozoa; Perkinsida; Perkinsidae. The record is from RefSeq and is a predicted model, not a curated record.
AGCUAUAUAACUUCCUUAUGUUUCUCAAAGCGGCGAUCCUCUCCUUAUCGGCGAUUGUGUUGGUCAGUGGUGACUGCAACUGCUCUCGUAAUGACAUGCCCGCCGAUGACAUGCCUGAGCGUGUGAUCCAUCCGUUGCCAUAUACAUACAGGACCGAGGAGUCUCUACCUGAGCAUUUCGAUUGGAGAAACGUUGACGGGACCAACUUCAUCACUCCUGUUCUCAAUCAGCAUGCUCCGAGAUAUUGCGGUUCGUGCUGGUUACAUGCUGGCGUUGGUGUCCUGAAUGACAGACUGAAGAUUGCUCGUAAAGGUCAAUGGCCAGAGGUGAUGCUAGCACGUCAAGUGGUGUUGAACUGUGGUGGUGAAGUCGCUGGAAGCUGUGAUGGUGGUUCUGAUUAUGGUGUCUUUGUGUAUGCCUCGCUAUAUGGUAUUCCUGAUGACUCGUGUCAAGGGUAUAUUGCUGAGGAGCAGGAGUGUACUGAUAUUCACAAGUGCAUUAACUGUGAUCCUCCUAGUGUGGGAGCGCCAUGCUAUCCAGUGCAAAGGUACGGUAAGUACUAUGUUGACGAAUAUGGUAAGAUGGAGAACCCCACAGUUCACCAAAUGAAAGCGGAGAUCUUUACUCGAGGCCCUAUCUCUUGCGCCAUCACUGCAAGUCUGGUCGAGGGAGACGGUACGCCAAGGACAAACAUUGUCAAUGUUAAGGACGAGCAGUUGGAGACGGAUCAUGACGUUGUAAUUGUUGGCUGGGCCGUCGAUCCCGAGAAGGGCGAAUACUGGGUAGUGAAGAACUCGUGGGGGAGCUUCUGGGGUGACAAGGGCUAUUUCUAUGUCAAGAGUGGUGUCAAUGCUCUAUCUAUUGAAACGGAGUGUGCAUGGGCUACUAUUGAGGCUCAACCGAGAGUUGCAGACUACGGCCCCAAGGACUGGGAUAGAGUAUUCCGGUCGGCAUUGAAACCUAAGGUUCCCGAAUGCGAGAUGAUCACUGUAUGAGAAGUUGUUCACAUAGGGAAGACUUUUUCUCAUCGUAUUCACUCUUUUCUAGAUCGUUGUUUGUUUCUUGACCAUGUAAGCAUCUAUUAACAUAGCUCGAUUCGCAUUAGAUUAGAUCAUAGCUUGCACAUGUUCCAUUGCACUUCCUUUCUUAACUCGAAUAUUACUGCGAG